UCACAACGUGCACAGCACUACCCGUCUUUUUGUGCAUCCAGAGUAGUUUGUGGCUGCUCUAGUAGCAACCCAAACAUUGACUCCGACUGUUCCUCGACUUAAAAUGCCGCCACCACAGGCUCAGUGUUGCUCGAUCCAAUAUAAGAGGUCGGCACACGAUCUGUCUAUUCCCUUGCCUUCGAGUUGAUCUCCACGUCUGCGGCUAGUGUCAAGCAGGAUAGUUUAUAUCACCCUGGUCACAAUGUUUCUCCAUACUAUCCUCGCUGGCUGUCUUCUUGCCUCAUCACAUGCAGUGUCGAUAACUUCAAGAUCUGACUCUGAACCCUUGCAGCGUUCUCCGCCUAGCGCGGCCCUGUCCACCAUCGGACCUGUCACUGAACUUACUAUCACCAAUAGAAUAAUCGCGCCCGACGGCUUCAAACGGUCGGCUACGCUCGCAGGAGGGAUCUUUCCUGGUCCUCUCAUCAAGGCGCAGAAGCAUGACAACUUUAGCAUCGCUGUCGUAAACCAACUACAGGACAAAGACAUGCCUUUGUCGACGAGUGUACACUGGCAUGGCAUCUACCAACAGAAGACAAACUGGGCAGAUGGCACUUCAUUCAUCACUCAAUGUCCGAUCCCUCAAAAUCGCUCUUUUCUCCACCAAUUUAGCGCACCCAACCAGACGGGAACCUUUUGGUAUCACUCGCAUUUUUCCACCCAGUAUUGUGAUGGUCUUAGAGGACCACUUGUCAUAUAUGACCCUGAUGAUCCACACAAAGACCUGUAUGACGUAGAUGACGAGAGCACAGUACUGACGAUGUCCGACUGGUACCACGAUCCUACGAGUGUGUUAAAUAAGAUCAUCGGCGCCGUUACCUACAACUCCACGCUCAUCAACGGUCUGGGGCGCUACCCUGGUGGACCCAUGUCACCUCUUUCCGUCAUGAACGUUGAGCAGGGCAAACGUUACCGGUUCCGCGUCCUUAGUCUUUCUUGUGACCCAUCAUAUAACCUCACUAUCGAUGGCCAUAUCAUGACCAUCAUCGAAGCUGACGGCGUCGAAACUGUCCCUGAGACUGUGGAUUCGCUUCCGGUGUUCGCUGGCCAGCGCUACUCUGUCGUCAUCCAUGCGAACCAGCCUGUGGCGAAUUACUGGAUUCGUGUACUACCCAACCUUGGAAAUCAAUCGUUUGUAGGGGGCUUGAACCAAGCCAUCCUUAGGUACAAGGGUGCGCCCGAGGAAGAUCCUACGAGCUCUCCCGGACCCUCCAUUUUGCCAUUCAACGAAGCAAAGCUUGCUCCUUUGAUGAACGUUCCGGUCCCCGGUGUGCCUGGGAUUGGCAAAGCAGACAUCAACAUCAACUUAGUUGCUGGUAACGUGAACAACCUCUUCACGAUCAACAACGUUUCGUACCAUAAUCCUCCGACGCCAGUCUUGUUGCAAAUGCUCAGUGGGGCUCGACAUCCUUCAGAUUUGCUGCCGAACGGAAGCGUAUACGAACUUCCCCCGAACAAGGUCGUAGAGAUCUCCCUUCCCAACACGGGUUUGGCUCCUGGCGGUCCACAUCCUAUGCACCUUCAUGGACACAAAUUUGCCGUUGUUAGAGUUGCAGGCAACAGUACGCCAAACUUCGUUAACCCAAUCUGGAGAGACACUGUAAGUAUGGGAAACCAGGGGGAUAACGUUACUUUCCGUUUCGUCACGGACAAUGCUGGACCAUGGUUCUUCCAUUGCCAUAUUGACUUCCAUUUGAACAACGGCUUUGCGGCGGUUAUGGCUGAAGCUCGGAAUCAACUUCCCAUCGUCAGCGAAAGCAUACCAGAAACUUGGGCCUCCCUGUGUCCUACAGACAAUCCAUAUACUGAAUCACACCUGGGUUCCUUUAAUACGAGCAUACUAACAUGAUUGCAGGCUAUGGUUGCUCCCAAAAUAUUCUUCGACUGCUUUCGCGAGGUAUAUCAUUAUUUUAUUUGCCGCCCCUGGGUUUCAAAAGUCUGGAUAUACACAUCGCCUUCACAUCAUGAUCAUAAUGACUCAUUUGAUACUGGACUUAAUAACUUAUCUGCGUAGAUCGUGGGGGCGGGGGCAUGUAAUACGUGUAAUUUGGCUGUACAGUAUAGCUGUGCUGUCUCCAGGGGUAAUGCAUUGACCUAAAUAUUAUGGUCGUUUCCGCUGAUCGUUGGACUUACAUUCAGACCA
Molecule: messenger RNA, 2182 nt
Organism: Suillus bovinus
Lineage: Eukaryota; Fungi; Basidiomycota; Agaricomycetes; Boletales; Suillaceae
Product: laccase
Exons: 13
Coding region: 242-1888 (548 amino acids)
Molecular function (GO): oxidoreductase activity; copper ion binding
Source: RefSeq, a predicted model, not a curated record